Molecule: messenger RNA, 1075 nt
Organism: Vitis vinifera (wine grape)
Lineage: Eukaryota; Viridiplantae; Streptophyta; Magnoliopsida; Vitales; Vitaceae
Gene: AOX2
Product: mitochondrial alternative oxidase 2
Exons: 4
Coding region: 1-939 (312 amino acids)
Biological process (GO): alternative respiration
Cellular component (GO): mitochondrion
Molecular function (GO): alternative oxidase activity
Source: RefSeq, a predicted model, not a curated record
AUGCAAGGUCGGUGCAAUGGCGGCAACUGCCGCCGUUGCAUCUUCUCCACCACGGUGGUGAGGUCUUUGCGGUUCAGAAACCGUGCUGCGUUUUGGAGAGCGAUGACCUCUAAGAUGGCAUUUCCGCAGAAGGAGAUCAAGGAGAAAUCUGUUUCGAAAACAGAGAAGAAUGGUGAGGUUGAUGUCUCAAGCUAUUGUGGCAUUUCAAGGCCUAAGAUUGUGAGGAAAGAUGGAACUGAGUGGCCUUGGAACAGUUUCGUGCCAUGGGAAACGUAUCAUGCAGACACGGCAAUAGAUCUGAGUAAGCACCAUGUGCCUAAGACAUUUGUGGAUAAAGUAGCAUACAGGACAGUGAAACUCCUUCGUAUUCCAACUGAUAUAUUUUUUCAGAGAAGAUAUGGGUGUCGUGCAAUGAUGCUGGAAACAGUGGCAGCUGUUCCUGGUAUGGUGGGAGGGAUGCUACUGCAUCUAAGAUCUCUCCGCAAGUUUGAGCAUAGUGGUGGCUGGGUCAAAGCAUUGCUUGAAGAAGCAGAAAAUGAACGGAUGCACCUAAUGACCAUGGUAGAGCUUGUGAGGCCCAAAUGGUAUGAGAGGCUGUUGGUCCUCACUGUGCAGGGAGUCUUCUUUAAUGCCUUCUUUGUGCUUUAUGUGCUCUCCCCCAAAGCGGCACAUAGAGUUGUUGGGUAUCUGGAAGAGGAGGCUAUACAUUCAUAUACAGAGUUCUUGAAGGAUAUUGAUAGUGGUGCAAUAGAAAAUGUCCCAGCUCCUGCUAUUGCUAUAGACUACUGGAGGCUUCCCAAGGACGCAACCCUGAAGGAUGUUAUAACUGUGAUCCGUGCUGAUGAAGCUCACCAUCGAGAUGUCAAUCAUUUUGCUUCUGAUAUUCAUUUCCAGGGAAAGAAAUUGAAUGAGGCACCAGCCCCUAUUGGUUACCAUUAAUGACGCCUAUCAAACUUUUGUGCAUAGCAUUUACUAUGAAUGAUAUGGAUGUUUAUAUGGUUGUAUGAACUUGGAGAGGUGACAGAUAUAUACAACCUCGAAGAUUAGAAUAAAAUGUAUUUUUUUACCGGUAAAA